CGAGGUCAUUAUUCAUAUCAAUUGCAAUAUCUAAUCAUGCUCUCCUUAAGAACUGCUAGUCGCGCUUUAUCCAAGUCUGCCCCAAUUGCCGCUGCUGCCUCAAUUGGCGCCGUUAGAACCAAAGUAUCCCUUCCUGAUUUAGAUUGGGAUUUUGGUGCGCUUGAACCACACAUUUCUGGUCAAAUCAACGAAAUACAUUACACCAAGCACCACCAAACCUAUGUCAACAACUACAAUGUUGCUACUGAACAAAUCGCCGAAGCAUCCGCAAAGGGUGAAGUCAAGAAGAUUGUCGAAUUACAAAAGGCAAUCAACUUUAAUGGUGGUGGAUACAUCAACCACUGUUUGUUCUGGAAGAACUUGGCCCCAGAAAAGCAAGGCGGUGGUGAACCUCCAACUGCCGAAUCCGAUUUCGCCAAGAAAGUUGUUGAACAAUACGGAUCUUUGGACAACUUGAAGGCCUUGACUAAUGCCAAAUUAGCCGGUAUCCAAGGUUCUGGUUGGGCUUUUAUCGUCAAGAACAAGGAAAAUGGUGGUGCUUUGGACGUCGUCACUACUCCUAACCAAGACACCGUCACUGGUCCAUUAGUUCCAUUAGUUGCUAUUGAUGCCUGGGAACACGCUUACUACUUGCAAUACCAAAACGUCAAGGCUGAUUAUUUCAAGGCUAUUUGGAACGUUAUUAACUGGAAGGAAGCUGAAAAGAGAUACUUGAUUAACUAAGUAGGUUUUCGUAAAGGUUGUAAAUAAAUUUUAAACUGUUUUCGCAAAAUAUUCACAUUCGCAAUCAAGUCACCUUUCUC
Spathaspora passalidarum NRRL Y-27907 is the source of this 803-nucleotide messenger RNA. It is a transcript of the gene SOD2, whose product is annotated as superoxide dismutase. Gene Ontology annotation, cellular component: mitochondrion. Gene Ontology annotation, biological process: superoxide metabolic process. Bases 37 to 723 code for a protein of 228 amino acids. Gene Ontology annotation, molecular function: superoxide dismutase activity; metal ion binding. The transcript has a single exon. NCBI's taxonomy places the organism in Eukaryota, Fungi, Ascomycota, Pichiomycetes, Serinales, Debaryomycetaceae. The record is from RefSeq and is a predicted model, not a curated record.